This is a messenger RNA of Mercenaria mercenaria, 1419 nucleotides long. RefSeq names its product small nuclear ribonucleoprotein Sm D3-like. Gene Ontology annotation, molecular function: RNA binding. Gene Ontology annotation, cellular component: precatalytic spliceosome; U12-type spliceosomal complex; pICln-Sm protein complex. The transcript has 2 exons. Gene Ontology annotation, biological process: spliceosomal snRNP assembly; RNA processing. The record is from RefSeq and is a predicted model, not a curated record. Lineage: Eukaryota; Metazoa; Mollusca; Bivalvia; Venerida; Veneridae. The coding region runs from base 146 to 535 and encodes 129 amino acids.
UAACCGGAAGCGUAAAUUGAACGUUUCAGCGCCAUUGCUCCAACAAAACCUAAACAAAAACAAUUAUUGAAAAUCCAGUUCAAUCUGCAGAUUUGCUGCUAAAUUUGAUUUGACUUUUAUAUAGCUCAAUAGAAGAAGAAUAAAUAUGUCUAUAGGUGUGCCAAUUAAAGUGAUGCAUGAGGCAGAAGGGCAUAUAGUUACAUGUGAAACGACUACCGGCGAAGUUUACAGAGGAAAACUAGUAGAAGCUGAAGACAAUAUGAACUGUCAAAUGGCGAACAUUACUGUUACAUAUAGAGAUGGGCGAGUAGCACAAUUAGAAAAUGUUUACAUUCGCGGCAGCAAGAUCAGGUUCAUGAUUCUGCCAGAUAUGUUGAAAAAUGCACCCAUGUUCAAAAAAGUUCAAGGCAAAGGGCAGUCUGCUGGUAGAGGGAAAUCUGCAAUUCUUAGAGCUCAAGCUGCAAGAGGACGUGGUCGUGGUGGAGGUGGUGGCGGUGGAAGAGGACGUGGUGGCCCAAUGUUCAACCGAAGAUAGAAAAUUGUGAACACUUGUGCAUCAUUUCAUACAAAGGACAGCAACUAUCCAUGUUCAUUAAUGAACUAAAAUACAUUAACAUGUUAAAGUGGAGACAAGUUGACUAACAUUGUCAGCAUUGUUGUUGUAGAUAUUGUUUUAAUAUGUGGAACUGUGAUUGUGUGUGUGACUGAAAUAAUUUGUACGCUGAUGUGUAUGUUGUCAUUGAAGGUAGAAUUUGUGAAAUGUUUUAGACCAAUUAUUCCAUUUUCAUCACCAUCACAUUCGUGAACUUUUUCAUGGCUCAGUUUUCAAACUGAUGCCUUGUUGGUUUUAGAUAUUCCAUUAAAAAGUUCUUGUGAAGUGGUUAAUGUCCUGAUCUAAAGCAGUUUGUGAAGUAAAAACAUUUCAUAUAAAAGUUUCUCAUUGAAUUUUUUCAGAAACGGUAAUUUAAAAAAGUACAUUUUAUUACUUACAAUAGUAUAUAUUGUUUACUGUUGAACUUCAACUAUAUAUUAGCGGAUGUAAUAAUUGAUGGUUGGAGCAAACUGUUCCGUUUUAGUUCAGUACAGGGAUUUGGAAUGUAGCAAAAAGUCUGCAGUUUAACUUUUGAAUUUAAGAUUGUUCCAAUAAUAAGUAUAGUGAAAUGAUAAACAAUUAUGUGUUCAUUUGAAGUUACAUUGUACUUCUAUGUAAGGUUUUUAUGACCUGUAUGCAGAUUGAAAGAAAAUGUUUAGAUUGAUUUUUCACUUUUUAUUGAUAACUGAGGUUUCAAUAUAUAGUGUAAGGGAAUAGACCAAAGUUUUUAUGUUGGUAUUUUUUCUCCUGUAACUUGAUCACAAUGAUUGUAGAUAUGGUAAGAUCAUGGUAGAAUCUUGAUCAAAAUAAAAGUAACUGAAACAUUA